AUGGAACAUCUUGUACAUAAUCGCGGAAGGUUUGAAAACAUCGGAUUGACAAUAAAAGAGAUCAAAAUAAUCGAUAAACCAACGAUUAGACAGCCAGGAUAUUUCAAUUCGAUGGAAAAAGAAUGGACGGCAGAACAACUAUUAGAGAGCUUUGCAAGAUACGAGGCAUCUCCAGAUAUUUGCUUGGUUCAUCUGGUGACGGCUCGCAAUUUCGUAAAUAGCGCAGUGUUUGGGAUGUCCUUCCGUGGUAGUGAUGACCUGGACGAUUCUGGUGGUAUAUGCUCUGAUAUGGGUCGAAGACAAGAUGCAACGAUAUACGGAAACGUUUUACUAACUACUGUGAACGAACAACGAACAAUAAGAUUGCUUACAAAAUCAAUUGACAUCGUCGUAGCACACGAAUACGGUCAUGCGUUCGGUUCUCUUCAUGAUGUUAUGGUUUCAUCAACAGACAAUGAAUUGGAAAACUGUUCUCCUUCUCAUAGUGAUGGAGGAGCUUACAUAAUGUCCGAAUAUGCUCAAAAGGGUUACGAAGUCAACAAUGAGAAAUUUUCCCCAUGCUCAAAGAAAAUGAUACGCGAUGUGCUCAAUUUGAAAUAUUCAACUUGUCUUGAAGAAGAAAGGAAGUCGUAUUGUGGAAACGGAAUUAUAGAAGAUGGAGAAGAAUGCGACGAUGGAGUAGGCAAAUCGACAAGUUCACACGCAACUUGUUGCCAUGCAAACUGCACGUUGGCUGCCAACGCAAAAUGCUCGCCUCGGAAUUCAGCAUGCUGUACUGACGAUUGCCAAUAUCAUGCCUCCACUCAUAUUUGUCUUCCGGGAGAUCCACUGUUGUGCAGAGGAAACGCAUACUGCAACGGAACGUCGGACGAAUGCUCUCCAGCUGAGCCGGUGGCCGAUAAACAACCUUGCAUUGAUAAUGGUGAAUGCCGAAAUGGAGAUUGCCUCUCAUUUUGCGAGAUAAUCGGCAAGCACAGCUGCCUGUGUGAAGAUGCAAAACUUGCUUGCCAACGAUGUUGCCGAGAAACGAACGGAACGUGCAAAGUUGAACCGGGAGGCGGAAAUCUACCCGACGGAACAGGUUGUGGAUUAGGAAUUUGCAGAAAGAACGAAUGCGUACGUGAAUCAAUUGAUCGAGUUCAAAAUUAUUUUCGAACUACAUUUGAAAAUACGGAAAAUUUGAAGAGUAAUUUGAAAUCAAAUAUUGUGAUCAUUGUCAUUUUCGUGAUAACAGUUAUAUGGGUGUUCGCACAAUUAAUAGUAUAUCAAAGGGAUAAAUAUAAAAAGAAAGUGAAGAUAAACGAAGAAAACCAAGUAGUCCGAACCAUUCAUGGCUAUUAG
Molecule: messenger RNA, 1341 nt
Organism: Caenorhabditis bovis
Lineage: Eukaryota; Metazoa; Nematoda; Chromadorea; Rhabditida; Rhabditidae
Source: the annotation of a GenBank genome assembly